AUGGCUCUCCCGCAGUCCGCAUACAAAGAUCGCGAGUUCUUAGCUGUCAUUGGUGACGAGCACGUAACAGACCCUCCCGACUCUCAGAAGAACUACCUCGUCGUCGACUCUAAGACCGAAACCUCCACCAUCGAAGGUGCAUUUGAGUCGUUUACAAGAGAGCGGAAGGAUAUUGCGAUUGUCUUGAUCAAUCAACACAUCGCAGAGAAAAUACGAGCAAAGGUCGACCAGUACAACGAGGCGUUUCCAGCUCUAUUAGAGAUCCCAAGCAAAGACCAUCCAUAUGACCCAGAAAAGGAUAGUGUGAUGAAGCGGGUGAGGAAACUGUUCGGGGAGUAG
This is a messenger RNA of Saxophila tyrrhenica, 339 nucleotides long. RefSeq names its product H(+)-transporting V1 sector ATPase subunit F (gene VMA7). NCBI's taxonomy places the organism in Eukaryota, Fungi, Ascomycota, Dothideomycetes, Mycosphaerellales, Extremaceae. The transcript is spliced from 3 exons. Gene Ontology annotation, biological process: proton transmembrane transport. The coding region runs from base 1 to 339 and encodes 112 amino acids. Gene Ontology annotation, molecular function: proton-transporting ATPase activity, rotational mechanism. The record is from RefSeq and is a predicted model, not a curated record. Gene Ontology annotation, cellular component: fungal-type vacuole membrane; proton-transporting V-type ATPase, V1 domain.